This is a messenger RNA of Cynara cardunculus var. scolymus (artichoke), 1176 nucleotides long. RefSeq lists its product as uncharacterized. NCBI's taxonomy places the organism in Eukaryota, Viridiplantae, Streptophyta, Magnoliopsida, Asterales, Asteraceae. The transcript has 2 exons. The record is from RefSeq and is a predicted model, not a curated record. The coding region runs from base 1 to 1176 and encodes 391 amino acids. Gene Ontology annotation, molecular function: zinc ion binding; nucleic acid binding.
AUGGAUGGAAACAAUGGUAUCGUACCCAUUGCAAUGGGAGUGGGGAAGACAGAAAGUGGCACGUCAUGGACAUGGUUUUUACGUAAGCUUAGGCAGUGUAUCGGUGAUGUGCCCAAUUUAACCUUCGUCACCAAUAGGACUGCCUCUAUCGACCUGGCCAUACGAACUGUAUUUCCUUCUGCGCACCACAGACUUUGUUGUCGGCAUCUGAGCCAAAACCUCCGCCUAAACUCUACUAAAGAGAAAAGAAAACGAUGGAUUUUCUGGGAGGCAUGCAAAGCUUACCGAUUGUCGGACUUUGAAGCUACUAUGGAUUUGAUGCGACACAGUCUACCUAGAGCCGCUCAAUAUCUUGAGGAAGUUGGCUACGCUAGAUGGGCACGAUCGCACUUCCCUGGAUUGCGUUACAGUGCAAUGACGUCAAAUAGUGCUGAGUCCGUCAACUCAGUAACGCGGUUUGCAUGCUAUCUUCCGAUAACAAUGUUAGUUGAAUUUUAUCGGGCGACAUUACAACAAUGGUAUUUCAUACGUCGGCAUAACGGAGCGCAAAUGAUGAAUGCCGUGACUCCUUGGGCGGAGGCCAAAUUAGAGAAGAGAAUAUAUAGGAGCGCAAAUUGGAAGGUAUAUCCCAUUAGCGAUUUGUUGUUUGAAGUUGACGACCGCUAUAAGAAAGGAACGUGUGACUUGCAUGCUAAGACUUGUACAUGCAUGCAAUGGCAACUUUCUGGAAUAGCUUGCGGUCAUGUGAUUUCUGUUGCUCGAAGUUUAGAUAUUCAAGACUGCAGUCAAUUCUGUUCUGUUUGGUUCAAUUCUGACUCUUACCGUGCAACAUACGAGGAAGAAGUCAUUCCCCUUCCACCAGAAGCUGAAUAUGUGUUGCCCAAYGAACGUUUGACCGUCCUACCCCCUCCCUUGGACAUACAAAACUCAGGCAGGCCACGCAACCGCGAUCGUAUCCCGUCACGAGACGAGGAACCAAUAGUGAAAACUUGCAGUCGAUGCGGCCAGAGUGGACAUUUUCGAUAUAACUGUCCGAGUCCGAUGCCAGCUCCUAGGCAAACGCAUGGAAGUUCAAGUAGUCGUCAAAGAUCAGUUAGUCGUCCAAGCGAUUGUGGUCCGUCUGAAUCUGAUACUACACAAGACUAUGUAUUUGAUACUUACGAUUUAAGUAAGUAA